Molecule: messenger RNA, 860 nt
Organism: Megachile rotundata (alfalfa leafcutting bee)
Lineage: Eukaryota; Metazoa; Arthropoda; Insecta; Hymenoptera; Megachilidae
Source: RefSeq, a predicted model, not a curated record
GAGAGAAAUUCGCGAAAAUUUGUUCGUUAUAGGUUACGCGACGCACUUGACAAUUUACCGAUUCGUUUUCCGGCGUAACAUUCGAAUAACGCCGUGACAUUCAGGAUCGUGCCGCGAUAUACUUCAACAACGAAUUGUUUUUCGUUUCCCGUUUACGUUUUCGAAGAAAAAACUCUCGGAAAAUUGUGACGAUGAACCAGUACCCCGGUAAAAUGCGAUCGGUUCACGAGGAUCACCGUGCCUCGACCGUGAGUCCUCGAGAUUAUUCGAUCUUGACGCAGAGUUUGGAAUUUUCACGGAAUACGAGUGUCACGUUUCAGAUGAUCGAUCAUGGAUUUGCCAGACGAAAAAUUCAACCGAGUUAUCCGUCUAACAUCGAUACACCGACCAAAGAGGACUCGUUAAUUCGCAAGGAAUACGAAAUCUUAAGAAUUUCUCAAGCCUUAAUGUUGUCGACCUGCAUGCUCUUGUUGAGUUAUCACAGCAUACGUUACGGUAGAACAGAGUAUAGCAUCUUGAGAAACGGGAAAAUAGCCGAAGGAUACGCGCAUAAGGCUAUAAUCACGUUGAGUUUAGGUUACUCUGUCCCUUAUUCCGUGAUUUCCUUCCUGGCUAUCGGUAUGCUCGCCUAUUCGAUCGUGUCGAAACAACCGCGUUGGAGUCUGCCGUCGAUAGUGCUCUAUUUGACUGAUCUGGUGUACGACGCGAGCGGUGCUGUCCUCGUAAUUUGGCUGCUGUUUUCGAAUCUUUCGAUAUCGAUGGCCUUCUCUUACACGAUAGGAACGAUACUGUUGAUACUUGGAGAAUUUUGGAUAUGGCUGGGAGUUGUUCGUCUUUACGAACAGAGAACGUUUAAAUGA